Portunus trituberculatus (swimming crab) is the source of this 5162-nucleotide messenger RNA. RefSeq names its product MAM and LDL-receptor class A domain-containing protein 1-like. NCBI's taxonomy places the organism in Eukaryota, Metazoa, Arthropoda, Malacostraca, Decapoda, Portunidae. The record is from RefSeq and is a predicted model, not a curated record. The coding region runs from base 283 to 2616 and encodes 777 amino acids. The transcript is spliced from 18 exons. Gene Ontology annotation, cellular component: membrane.
CUCAGUUCGUCGUCCACCGUCAUCCACGCCGCACCACACCCCGCCGCUCAUCCACUACCCUCAGACGACACCCCGAACCUUGACACCACGCGCUGCUCGAAGCACCUGUCUCGACUCGAGUUUCACAAGCGCAUCCCACGCCGCGCAGAUCAGUUUAGGCAAAGGUGGCGGUGGAGAAAUACGUGCGUGAGAUAAAUUACAUUUACACGCCAUAUCGGACUUCUUUUUCCUGCACUCCCCUCCCACGUGCCUCCCAGGGCGUGGUGACCAGCGCCCAGCGGGAUGAGGGGUGCGGGAAACCUCUUGACGGCGGCAGUGGUAGUGGUGUUAGUGUCUUCCUUGGUGGUGGGAAAAGCUGGAGAGGAGACGCCGAGGCAGGAUAAGAAGGUUGAGCCACGUGAGAAGCGGCAGACUGAAGUAAUCCCAUCGGGCAUUUGCGACUUUGGCAGUGAGGGGGCAUCCACCUGGUGUUCUUGGAGCUCUCCCGGACCCGACGCUUCCUCCAGAGUGGAGAGUGAAGGCGCCCCUGAGGCCUGGACGCUCUCCACGGGAAUGAACUCGUUGUGGGUUGGCGGGCCCUUCAAUGACACCACCGGCGAUGACAGGGGAGGAUAUGCCUUCCACGAGACUUCCAGCACACCCUCCAAACUGGCGCCACUCGCCGUGAUGGAGUCUGAGAUGCAGGGACCGACAGGUCCUGAUGGGAAAUGCCUUAAGUUCUGGUACUUCCUGGAUGGACUGAGUGCAAGUGAGCUUCGCGUUAAAGUUCGCAAAAGAGGAGAGGGUAAAGCUGUCACCAUUUGGAAGACCAAUGACCUCACCCGCGGGGAUUGGCGGGAGGCCCAAGCCCUUUACACCUUCACUGAUAACCACACGAUAAUGGUGGAAGCUGUUCCUGCCACUGCAGGAGAUCCCUUCAACAUUUUCCGAGGGCACAUUGCUGUGGAUGAUCUUGGGACUCGGCCUGGACAGGAGUGCAUUGGCUUGUGUUCCUUUGAAGGUGGCAUGUGUGACUGGAAUAAUGUCCGAACCGAUGACUUUGAUUGGGUGCUGGGUCGUGGCACUCAGAACCCAAUCACAGGCCCACCGAGGGACCACAGCAGUUCUCAAGGGGAGGCCCUGGGCGGGGCCUACGUGUUUUUAGACUCCUCCUUUCCACGCAGACCUGGGGAUGUGGGCAGACUGGAAAGCAUUGAAUUUCAGGCAACAGACCCUAAUAAUCCACCCUGCAUGAGGUUCUACACAUACAUGGCAGGACGGGGUGUGGGUCGCCUGCGAGUGUUGCUUGAAGAUGUGGUCACACGAAAACAGCAAAUCAUGUGGGCACUGCAGGGUCACCAGGGCACACGGUGGGUCCAAGGACAGCUGCCACUCUCCUCCGGCACCCCCUUCAAGGUGGUGUUUGAGGGGACAAUUGGCAAACCACGCCUUGGGGACAUCGCAUUAGAUGACAUCACCAUCGUCUCUGGACCCUGUGCUAGUGACUCUUCCCCUGCUGCCAUGCCACCUGCUUCCGGAGACUGUACUUUUGAGGAAGACACAUGUGGCUGGAGCAAUCCCGGUGCCAACCAGCGUGUGGACAACCUGCAAUUCCUGAGGGUGAGGGCGGCAGAGUUUGCUUUCCCAACGACUGAUCACAGCACAGGCUCCCGACAAGGUUUUUAUAUGAAGCUGGAAAGUCCUGCCAGGAAACAAGAGGGAGACCAUGCAUGGCUACUUUCUCCUAUCAUGCAGGGUGAUGGACAGGCCAAGUGUCUUUCCUUCUGGUAUUUGAUGUUUGAGCCCCUAGGGGACGUGGAACCCAAUCUGGGGUCCCUGAGCGCCUUCAUGCUACGAGAAGGAUCAUCUGGUGCCUUGAUCCUAACACCUGUCUGGACACUCCACAACUUCCAGGGACUAACAUGGUUCUUUGCACAGACUCCACUUAGAGCAGAGGGAGACUUUCAGGUGGUGAUAGAGGCAGUGUGGGGUGCCUCAAAUAGCUCUGGUAUGCUGGCUAUAGAUGAUAUCAGUGUCUUUGAUGGAAACUGCCGCACUGUGCCCGAGGCUGCUGUAGUGCGAGCUGGAGAUUGUACUUUCACUCGGGGCUCCUGUGGCUGGACAAAUCUUACUUCAGAUCGAGAUUUUACUUGGACACUUUCUUCUGCUGUGCGACGUCCUCUUAACAUGCAUGACCACACUUAUGGAGCCCCAGCUGGCUACAUCUACUUUGACGUGUUCAACCUUGGAGGACGAACUCAGCGGCUUCAACUUGUGUCACCUGUUGUGGAGCCAAUGCCAGACCGUUCUCCUCUGUGCUUCACAUUCUGGUUUGCUGGUUUUGGGGCAGAUCCAAACACUAGUCUUAGUAUUUACUUGCGACCUUCCCAGCUACGUUCCUUCCCUGAACAACUUCUAACAGAUCUAUCAAGUGACAUUCGGGUGUGGAGUCACAUCUUAGGAGACCCAGUAGGAUGGUUAUUUGGACAGGUGCAGCUGCUGGCCAGCACUCGCUUCCAGGUGGUCUUUGAGGGAGUCUCCUUCAAUGGAGGCUUCACACUGGAUGACUUCAAGGUUUAUGCUGGAACUUGUUCAAAAAGACCACGAGAUUCCAGUCCCUCUUUCUCUCGUUCCUGAAGAAGUUCUUCUCUUUUCUCUCUGCUGAACAUGACAUGGACAUGGCAGAAACAACUCCUGUGAACACAAUUAGACUUCAAUGGAAGCUCAAGCAAGGAAUGUGCUGCACCAGACUAUACAAAACAAGCUUUUUCAAGAAAAUCCAAAGGAUUUUCAAGCAUGAGUUUAAAUGUGAGAAGACCUCCCCCUCCAAAAGCAAAAUUUAGAACUGGGUGGACCACUUUGAAAAGUAUGGGACCAUGGAGAAUCUAAAUGCAGCAGGUUAAUUAAAUCUACCUAAGCUGUUCAGGAUGUCCCAGGAAUCAUACAGCUGAGCUGGUUGAGAAUGUGAGAGUCAGUUUAGUAAAUUCUCAGAAACUCUGUGCACAAAUUAAUUCAGUCCCUUGGUAUAUCUUGUGAAGCUUGCUGGAGAGUACUAGUAAAUGACAUAAGGGCUUACCCAUACAGAAUACAGAUGAAGGAGACCCUUACAACUUUGGGCAAAUAGUGGAGAAAAGCUAUAGUAGUUAAGUUUAAGAAGAUCCAGGAGAAUUCAGAUUUCCUUAACCUCCUUUGGACAUCAGACGAAGCCCAAUUCUAUAUUGAAGGAAAAGUGAACUCAAAGACAAAUGUCUUUUGGAUAUCUUCAAAUCCAAUGAAGCAGCUAACUCUCUCCUAGGUGCAAAGUAUGGGUUACUUUUUCAGCCAGAGGCAUCCUUGGAAACUUCAAGUUCAAGCAAGAUGGAGCAAGUUCUAACACCUCAAACUGAUCCUAAGAUUGGCUAAAAGUAAACUUUGGGGGCUGUGUGGUCAAUCCCAAGACUGAUUUUGAGUGAGAACCUCAUAGCCUUAGCCUCCCAGAUUUCUUUUUUGGUGCUAUCUCAAGAACCAAGUAUAUACAGGGAGAUUCAAGACUAUCAGUGAACUGAAGGAAGCCAUCAAAGAGGAGAUGCCUAAGAGCCAUUCAUAAGUGUUUGCAAGAACAUUUUGGAUAACUUUGUGCUGCACCUCAAGAAAUGUAAGGAACUAUGGAACUCAUCUUGAAUAAAUGCUUUAGAAUGAAGAAAGGGCUAAAGACUAUCUCAAUUUAAUUUGAUGUUCUAACAGUCUUGACUAACAUUUGAUACUGAUGAGAUGACUUGUUAAGUUCAUUGCUUCUCCAACUCUCAUCCUAGUCCACCACAAUCAAUGGUAAGGAAAAUUUUUCAUGUUGAGACAAAUAAUUUUUAAGUUUGGUAUCAAAUAUCAAGUAAGCAAGCAUUACAUUGUUUGCAGAGUGUAGGGUUAUUAUUUUAAUGAAAAGUUAUAAGUUAUGAGCAAAGUGACUUACAAUUAGCCUUCUGGAAUGUAUCGUAUCUCACUCAUGACUCAAACACCCUCUGUAUAUAAUCAUUAGAUAUUUGACUCUCAAUGACACUUAUAUCAUUUUAAAUAUUGUAUACUUACUUUUUAACUGAUUUAAAUCUACUAUUUAAUAUUCAAAUUAUGAGGUAAAUUAUGUAAAAUUCACUGUCAUUGUACUUUACUAUCAUUGUAUUUUACUGCUUUAGUUUCUUAGAUGGAUGUAUAUAGUACAGGUUCUCAUGGUGUCAAGCCAGUGUCUGGAGGUGCCUCAGUGACCACUUGCCAAUGGACAACAACUGCAUUGUGCAGGUUGAGGCAUGAUUAUUGGUACAUUAAUUCUCUGAUGUUCCAAUGGUCUCUGAAUAUUACAUGUAGGAAGUUAUAAUGAAUUCACUGCCAGUAUAAAGUGAUCUGCUGGAUAAUGUCAUUUUACUUGGUUGUAUUGACAACUGUUAAACGUCUUACAGCUGUGAUGAGUGCACUUGCUACUGGUGUUCCUGAUGGCAUUGCAGUAACAUUUUACAAACUUUAACUUUUAAAGAUAUAAAGUGCAUUUAAAUUAAAUGGUUACAAGUGUGAAAACAGAUUAUUGUCAAGAAUUGUUCCGAAGUUAAUUUGAAAAUUAAUAAAUUAAUAUAAACCAAUGGUGUUACUAAUACUUGUUGUUUAUCAUCCACAUGAUAGCCCAGAAGAUUUAGGUUUAUGGAAUCCCGAGUCAGCAUUUAGACUCCAAAUCUGUGAUCUUGCCUUCAAGUAGGUCAUUACAUUCAUGACCAAGUUGCUUGAUAACAUUUGCUUAUAUUACUGCCUAAAUAAUAACAUGAUUAAGAUGGGGAGAAAUUAAAACAUGUAUAAAGUUUACUGUGCCUGAUCUGUGCAUGGACAGGUAAUAUGUCUUAUUUCUUUAUAUUCUAUAAAAAUUAACUGUUAAGUAACAUCCAAACUACCUAUCAACAAUGAUGUAAAGACCUUUUUGGGUUUCCAAAUGGGAGAACUGGCAGCUUCAAGGCCCCUUGUAAAUAUCUAAAAAUAUAUAUUUAAUUAUUAGGAAUAAAAACAUAAAAAUGUCAGCUUCUAAAGAUAUGUCCAUUCACAAUCACCAAGGUCUUUAUAAAAAAAACCCCACAUAGUUUCUAUUGGCUGAGACCUUGAAAUUUUUUAAUCUUUUUAUGUAUACAUAGCUAGUUUGACUUUUUAAUAUUGCUAUAAAAAGCUGUACUGGA